This is a messenger RNA of Peromyscus maniculatus bairdii (prairie deer mouse), 3255 nucleotides long. The record is from RefSeq and is a predicted model, not a curated record. NCBI's taxonomy places the organism in Eukaryota, Metazoa, Chordata, Mammalia, Rodentia, Cricetidae.
AGAAUCGAGGUUUGGCUCGGGCGGGGACGCCAAGCAAGUGAGGCGCGGGGACGGCGCGCGGCGCGGGCGGGCGAGAGAGGCCUUUGUCUCCUCCUCCUCCUCCCGCGCGCUCGGUGGUGCCACUCGGGUCCCCAUGAGCCCGCUUCCCCCCGGCGCCCGGGCGUCCCGCAGCCCCUGACCUGCUCUGUCCUCGCCAUGGCCGAGGCGGCCUCGGGCGCCGGGGGCACGACCCUGGAGGGGGAGCGGGGGAAGAGGCCCCCGCCCGAGGGCGAGCCUGCGGCGCCUGCGUCUGGAGUCCUGGAUAAACUGUUCGGGAAGAGGCUCCUGCAGGCCGGCCGCUACCUGGUGUCCCACAAGGCGUGGAUGAAGACGGUGCCCACCGAGGACUGUGACGUGCUCAUGACCUUCCCAGACACCACUGAUGACCACACGCUGCUGUGGCUGCUGAAUCACAUCCGAGUGGGCAUUCCCGAGCUGAUCGUGCAAGUUCGCCACCACCGCCACACGCGUGCCUAUGCCUUCUUCGUCACAGCCACCUAUGAGAGCCUGCUCCGAGGGGCCGACGAGCUGGGUCUGCGGAAGGCAGUGAAGGCCGAGUUUGGCGGGGGCACCCGCAGCUUCUCCUGCGAAGAGGACUUCAUCUACGAGAACGUGGAGAGCGAGCUGCGCUUCUUUACCUCGCAGGAGCGGCAGAGCAUCAUCCGCUUCUGGCUGCAGAACCUACGGGCCAAGCAGGGGGAGGCGCUGCACAACGUGCGCUUCUUGGAGGACCAGCCAAUCAUCCCGGAGCUGGCUGCCCGAGGCAUCAUACAGCAGGUGUUUCCGGUCCACGAGCAGCGCAUUCUGAAUCGUCUCAUGAAGUCCUGGGUGCAGGCCGUGUGUGAAAACCAGCCUUUAGAUGACAUCUGUGACUACUUUGGGGUGAAGAUCGCCAUGUAUUUUGCCUGGCUGGGCUUCUACACGUCGGCAAUGGUUUACCCCGCCGUCUUCGGCUCUGUUCUGUACACAUUCACCGAGGCGGACCAGACAAGCCGGGAUGUCUCCUGUGUUGUCUUUGCUCUCUUCAACGUGAUCUGGUCAACACUGUUCUUGGAGGAGUGGAAACGGAGAGGCACAGAGCUCGCUUACAAGUGGGGGACGCUGGACUCCCCCGGGGAAGCUGUGGAGGAGCCACGACCCCAGUUCAGGGGCAUCCGUCGCAUCAGCCCCAUCACUCAGGCUGAGGAGUUCUACUACCCGCCCUGGAAGCGAUUGCUCUUCCAGCUGCUCGUCAGCCUGCCUCUGUGCCUGGCCUGUCUCGUCUGCGUCUUCGUGCUGAUGCUCGGCUGCUUCCAGCUGCAGGAGCUGGUCCUGAGCGUCAAGGGUCUGCCCCGCCUGGUUCGAUUUCUGCCCAAGGUCAUGCUGGCCCUGCUGGUCAGCGUGAGCGCCGAGGGCUAUAAGAAGUUAGCCGUGUGGCUCAACGACAUGGAGAAUUACCGGCUAGAGAGCGCUUACGAGAGGCACCUCAUCAUCAAAGUCGUCCUGUUCCAGUUUGUCAACUCCUACUUGAGUCUGUUCUACAUCGGCUUCUACCUCAAAGACAUGGAGCGCCUGAAAGAGCUCCUGCUACUCCUGUCCCUGACCCAGAGCCUCGAGCGGCAGCUGCGGGCGGCGCUGGUCCCGCUCGUGGCCCUGCGGUUGCGCCUGCUCCUCCUGUCCCUCCGGGGUUUCCUGCUCGCGGCCCGGGCCAAAAUGCUGGCCACGCUCCUCAUCACCCGGCAGCUGCUGCAGAACGUGCGCGAAGUGCUGCAGCCGCACCUGUACCGCAGGCUGGGCAGCGGGGAGCUGGGGCUGCGCGCCAUCGGGGAACUGGCUCGGGCCCUGCUAGGCCUGCUCAACCCCCUGCGCCCGGACCUCCGACGGCACCUGGAGGCCCAGGCUGAUGAGGGAGGAGCGGGGAGCCACAGGUGCCUGGGCGGAGGCUGCGGGGCGCCCGAGGAAGAGGAAGAGACGGUGGUGGUGGAGCGGAGGCCCGCAGGGGAAGGCGGAGAGGUCCCAGAUGGGAGUCGGGGUGGCAAGGAGGAGGAGGACGAGGACGAGGACGAUGAGGACGAUGAGGACGACGAGGACGAGGGCGAGGAAGGCGGCCUCCUGGACUGCGGGCUGCGCCUUAAGAAGGUCAGCUUUGCCGAGCGGGGCGCAGGGAGGCGCAGGCCAGGCCCGGGCCCCGACGGCCUCCUGGAGGAGGGGAGCCCCACCAUGGUGGAGAAGGGGCUGGAGCCUGGCGUGUUUACGCUGGCUGAGGAAGACGACGAGCCGGAGGGACCUCCCGGCAGCCCCGGGCCAGAGCCCCCGACGGUCUUACUCCGUCGCGCGGGCGGUGAGGGCCGAGACCAGGGUCCUGAUGGAGGUCGAGACCCGGAGCCCGGCUCCGGCGACACGGCUGGGAGACAGAGGCACAGCAGGUCCUCCUGGAUCGACCCACCCGAGGAGGAGCAUUCGCCGCAGCUCACGCAGGCGGAGCUGGAGAGCUGCAUGAAGAAGUACGAGGACACGUUCCAGGACUACCAGGAGAUGUUUGUGCAGUUUGGCUACGUGGUUCUCUUCUCCUCUGCCUUCCCGCUGGCCGCCCUGUGUGCCCUAGUCAACAACCUGAUUGAGAUCCGAAGUGACGCCUUCAAGCUAUGCACCGGCCUACAGCGGCCCUUUGGACAGCGUGUGGAAAGCAUUGGCCAGUGGCAGAAGGUCAUGGAGGCGAUGGGCGUGCUGGCCAUCGUGGUGAACUGCUACCUCAUCGGCCAGUGCGGCCAGCUGCAGCGCCUCUUCCCCUGGCUGAGCCCAGAGGCGGCCAUCGUGUCUGUGGUGGUGCUAGAGCACUUGGCUUUGCUAGUCAAGUACCUCAUCCAUGCGGCCAUCCCUGACAUCCCGGGCUGGGUGGCCGAGGAGAUGGCCAAACUGGAGUACCAGCGACGGGAAGCCUUCAAGCGGCACGAGCGGCAGGCGCAGCAGCGCUUCCAGCAGCAGCAGCGGCGACGCCCGCCACUAGCCCCGCCACGCCCCUGCCGUCCCCUCGACCAGGAUGGGGGCCACGCGCGGAACCCCACAAAACGUGACCCCAAGGACCCCUGGGCAGGGAGGUGUGGCAGCCCCACGCCAGCCACUCGGGUCCCAGUGGCUCCAGCCGAGGUGUGGACCAAAGACGCCAGGUGGAGUAGGAAAGAUCCUUUUAUUGGGGUGGACGCGGAGCACGGGCUAGUCCAUGAUAAAAUGACUUAG